AUGCAGACGUCGCUGUCGUCACCGACGGAGCCCCGGGACAGCAAACGCGAUCAGAAGAACGAGCGGCACCGCCGUCGCGAAGACAAGACGCCGUUUACUGCGUAUAAGCGCCAGAAAACGGACGACAGUAACGCGCUACGUCAUAGCCGCGCUCCAGAACGCGGUUUUUUCGCGCGUGUCGCGCGUUACAUUCCCAUUGUGAAGCAGUUUAUGACUGGAGAGGACAUUGAAGGGGAAGAGGUUGAAGACGGGGACGGAGUUGAGCAGAAGGUGGGGGGGAAGACGGGUGAGGGAGAGGGGUUGACGACACAGGAGGACUUUGCAGACGAGGAGGAGAGUGAGAGCGAUGAGGGACGCGGUGAAGCAGUGGUUGAAGGUGUUGAAGUGAUGGAAACGACAGUGUCGGGUGGUGUGGAAAAGGAGCAGGAGCAGAAGCAGGAGGAUGAGAGUGAGAUGGAGAGUCAAGUGGAAGUAGAACAUGAUGUGGAGAGGCUGCAGCAGCAGGAGAUGCUUGAGAAGGUGCUGGAUGUGUCGGUGUCGCCUGUGACCCGGUCGACGGUGUUGGCUGGGCAUGUGAAGGAGAGAGUUCCUAGACGACGGUCGCUGACACCCAAUUGUCGUCGUUCUCGCUCGCCGUCUCGUGAAAGUGUGAAGGAAAGCGGAAAAUUUAGUUUGGGUAUAAGUCGGUCGCAGCAGCCACGUGGCGAGAAGCGCCGGCGUCUUUUUGGGUUUUCGCAACCGUCCAAGACACUGCAAUUCGGUAGUUCACAGGAGCAGGAGCAACGGUCAUGCAGUUCGCAAGAGCAGGAGCGACGGUCAUCUAGUUUGCAAGAGCAGGAGCGACGGUCGUCCAGUUCGCAAGAGCAGGAGCGACGGUCAUCCAGUUCGCAAGAGCAGGAGCGACGGUCAUCCAGUUCGCAAGAGCAGGAGCGACGGUCGUAUACUUCGCCGCUUGACUCGGCGCAGGAUGUGAUUAAACAGAAGAAGACAAUUACACUGGAUGAGUUUGAGCGGUUACAGCACCAACUGCACGAGAUGGUGGAGACAACACCUCAAGAACAGCUGGCAAGGACGCAAGCAGCUCUGGCAAAUGGGCUCGAGCGCCCUUUUACACGAGGCUUUCCUGGCGCGACGUCUUUUCCAGGUUAUGUGCCUGGUUCAAGCUCUGCAAAGAACCAUGGCGGUCAGUCCGAGCGGAAACGUGGACUAGAGAGCGUGGUUGAGAGCCGUGUACCUUUUUGCAAACGUCCAAAAACCCAUGAGAAUGGAUCACUUGCGUUUUCAGGCACUAGUCUAUGCGGAGUGCUGACGCGUGAGGAGCGCCGUUUGCGUAAGCCACGCCCCUCUUCACUGUUGCCGAAGCGCGAUGCUUCUGCGAGCAAGAUGUAUUCUGAUGCACUUGUGGGCAAGAUUCUAUCGGUGCUGGACAAGGUGCAGACGCAAGAGGCGCAAAAGCCGGCACCUUCAACGACCGCGUCGUGGGCGAAGUAUCACCCAGCACGAACGGGUACCAAGACGACGACUUUCGAUAAGAGCCUGGCUAUUGGCAGCGAUGACGUACCUCCUCCAACGGCUACAGUUCCUCGCGUGGCGUUCCCGCAGUCUUGCGAGGAACGUGCUUCUUCACCUUCUGGUGUUGCAUCGAAGUCCGCGCCUGAUCAGUCUUCGAAAAGCGCGAUUGUCAAGUCAAAUGCUGUUGCUUCGUUAUUCUCGCCUCAGGUGGUGUCGGUGACCCCUGCACCUGCCACCACGAGAACGUUUCCUGAGCGGCAACUGACGGAGACGAUUGGCGGGUUUGAAUUCACACUACCGCUUCAUAUCGAAGGAGUGAAGCUCGCUGAGGCAGAUGAUGAAGGUACUCGUGUCCGAUUUGUGUUUUCUCCUCCACCCAGCCUGCGCAAGCCUCCAGUCAAAGUGUCCAACCAAAAAAAUACGCAGGAUGCUAAUGUCGCUAUUCCACUUGCCUUAGUGCCUGAGGCGAAGGCGACUGAAAGGGUGUCAAACCCAUCACAGGUGGAGAGGCUCGAUAAAUCGAAGGCUGUUGCAGAGAAACCUGUCGCAGCCGCCGAGGUUACAAAGCCGAGUACUGAUACAGCGGCCGCUACUCCUGCUGCUUCUCCCAGUGGUACUGUGAAUCCUCUUGCUCGAUUUAUGCAGCUGAAACCUGGACAGUGGAAGUGUCCGGGAUGCAGCGUCUUGAAUGAGGCCGCCAGUGCCAAAUGUCCAUGCUGUGAAACUGCUAAGCCUGAUGGUGGUGCUGCAGAAAAGGCUUGCACUGCAAAGGCUUGUACUGCACUGCCCAAGGCCAUUGAAAAUCGUACUUCGAGUGGGUUUGGCUUUGGUCAAGCCACCGAAGCCACUGCAGUCGCACAGAAGGGUGCUGCUAAGCCGGUUGCUGGCAAGAUUACGCCUAGUGGCUUUUCCUUCGGGGUUCAAGAUGCAAGUUCUAAGACUGGUACAGUAGCUCCUACCGGGUCGAUCACACCAAACGGUUUCAGUUUUGGUGCUCCGGUGGCUAGCGCGGUUCAGGAAGCUGGUAAGCCGACCUUUGAUGCCACGCCAGUCGAGUACACAUUUACUACCCCUGCUGCUGUCUCGGGUACACAGAAUACCGUCGACUUCAAUUUUGGUACAGCCGCUGUGCCGGUCACAAAGGUGGAAGCCUCUGGAAGUACUGCUGCGAUCAAGUUUGUAUUUUCGGCUCCUCCGACGAAGACUGAUGGUACUCUGUCAAACCCCUUUGCUGAUACCGGGAAAGCUGCCACUAUCUCAUCCUUUUCGCUUGGUGUGCCGACGGCGUCAACGUCCGGCUCAAAUAAGACUUUGGACCCACCCAGUUACUCGGGUGGUUUUGCGUUUGGCACGACUAGUGCUAGCAUGGCUGAGAGCCGUAGUAAGGGCGGAUUUGAAACCCCAGUGAUCGAAUUGUUGCCGAAGGAAUCCGCCUUGGCGUUUGGCUUCGGCGUGGCGAAGACUGAUGGCACUGAAGCAUCAACACCGAAGCCGGUACCUGCUUUCAGCUUUGCUGCGGCUCCGAAACCGACGCAAGCGAGCCCAAAGGAAUUCGACCGCCCAACGAAGCAGCCGGCCGGAUUGUUCGGUGCGUCUGAUCUGAAAUCCAAGGCACCGGCGUUCUCUUUUGGCGCGGUUUCUGCGCCAUCUCAGGUAUCUGUGGAAGAAUUUGCUACGGCACCUUCGUCGACGCCUUCAUUCAAGUUUGGUGGUUCAACUACAGCAGAACUGAAGGAGGCGGAGUCCUCCGCAAUGGAUCUUGGUUCGAGCUCCACAGAAGUGGCUACCGUUGCGCUUGAUGAAAAGUCUAAGGAAUCGAUGCCGGCCAAGAUGAGCUUUGCUUUUGGGUCGUCGACAGCAGCUACCACGCCUGCCACUGGCUUUGAAUCGAACACAGGGUCGAAGUCUACUACCGGUUUCUCGUUCAAUGCUACGGCUGCCAGUCCAGCUUCUGCUUCUUCGGCGCUACCGUCUUCAGCUACGGCUCCAGCUUCUGCUGGCUUUACUUUCGGCCAGACGCCAACGAUGCGUGCGAGCAGCAGCGCCCCUGCAAGUCGUACCGCGUCCCAGGCGUUUGAUUCUGGAUCGUCCAAGCCAGCAACACCUCUUGCAGGGACGUCGACUUCCCAGACUGCGUCGGCACCUGCGUUCACGUUUGGUUCGUCGUCUGCUAAACCAGUGGUAUCUUCAGCGUUCGGCCAGGCACCUGCAAUGAGCUUUAAUACUGCGUCGUCAGCCGAGCCAGCGGGAUCUACAGCGUUCGGUGGGGCGCCUUCUCCAACGGGCUUUGGUACUACGUUGUCAGCUUUUGGAUCGAGCUCAUCUGGUGGCGUCAACUCCGGCCCUACCGUGGGAGGUUUCGGUAGUUCGUCGACUGCUGCUCCCUCGACGCCGUUCGGCAGCUCGACAUCUUCGUUUAAAGCUGCAGCGCCAUUUUCUUUUGGAGGAUCAAGUCAACCACAAGCAGCGAGUGCACCGACGAAUAUCCAGCAGCCGGCAUUCUCCUUUGGUGCGUCAAGUGCUCCAGCUUCUAAUGGCUUCGUACCUGGUGGCUCAAGCGGUGGAUUUGGCACAACAUUUGGUGCUCCUAAGGCAGGCAGUGGAUUCGGCAAUGGCCCGUCGAGCUCUGGCUACCGUCCUCCGACUCCGACCUCUGGAUUUGGUUUCACUCCUGCAGCUCCAGCCUUUGGUAACGUUCCAAGCACAGCUUUUGGCGCCACAGCCCCCGCUUCUGGUUUUGGGGCUCCUGCUGCAGGAGCUUUUGGUGCUUCUGGUGAUGGCACCUCAAGUAUGGAUGUUGGUUCUAGCUCUGCAGCUCCAGCUUUCGGCGCUGUUCCAAGUGGAGCUUUCGGGGCCACAACUCCCGCUUCUGGCUUUGGAGCUCCUGCUGCAGGUGUCUUUGGUGCCCCCGCUGACGGCAGAUUUGGCAUGGGUGCUGGUUCUGCACCCACAGCUCCGGCCUUUGGCACUGUUCAAAACGCAGCUUUUGGCACUACAGCCCCCGCUUCUGGUUUUGGAGCUCCAACUGCAGGCGCUUUUACCGCCCCCUCUGAUGGCACAUUCAGCAUGGGUGUAGCACCGCAGCACGCCAAAGGUAGACGCAUUUUGAAGGCAAAGAGUCGCAAGCGUAGAACGUCGUAA
Peronospora matthiolae is the source of this 4653-nucleotide messenger RNA. NCBI's taxonomy places the organism in Eukaryota, Oomycota, Peronosporomycetes, Peronosporales, Peronosporaceae. The record is from the annotation of a GenBank genome assembly.